Messenger RNA from Phyllotreta striolata, 4476 nucleotides. The record is from the annotation of a GenBank genome assembly. NCBI's taxonomy places the organism in Eukaryota, Metazoa, Arthropoda, Insecta, Coleoptera, Chrysomelidae.
UAACAUGUUUAUUGAUUAUGUCAUAUGUCAAUAUUUGACGUAUCGCGCUGUGUUUAUGAAAUGUUCUAAAAACAUCUAAAAAAACCGUUUUAAAUAACAAAAAUAAAGAUAGUAAAAAGUUUACAUUAGAAUGAGCAAGCCGGUGCAAAAUAUGCAAGGAAGGUGUUUAAUUCAAGCAGAAAAGCAUAGUCAUUUACUUAAUCACGGGUUAUGUUCCUUAUUAGAACACCAGAGUUUAGUGGAUAUAGCUGUAUGUUGCGGGAACAACAUAUUACUAGCUCAUAAAGUCGUUUUAGCAGCUAACAGUUUGUACUUGAAGGAAAAACUCGAGCAAAAUCCGACCGUCGAGCAAGUAGUAUUUUCCGGUACAGAAUUCACUGUAAUUCGCUCAUUGAUUGAAUUCAUGUAUUGCGGUGAAACUUACAUUAGCGAAGAAUUGAUCAAGUACCUCGUAGCUUUCGGAAGAAUGCUACAAAUCGAUAUCCUGGGAAACUUAGCUAACGAUCGUAAUUUUUCAGACAAUUUUAUCGAAUUGCCACAGCCCCAGUUCCUCGUCAAGAAACCGAAAUAUCCCACAUUCCCGCUAAGCGCGCCCGGCUCGCCCUCCUCCUGCACCACGCCUUUGAAACCCGGAACGAGCAACAACGUCGUGUACAAGCCGCCCAAAAAGCGCAAGGGGCGCGACGAGGCCGAGCACCAGGCCUGCCUCAAGGAGGCCCUGGCCAGCAGGAAAGCCAUAGCUAACCUGAAGAAGGAGAUCGGGAUCACCCCGCACGCUAGCACCUUCGUUAUCGAAGACACUUGCACGGAGACGACGGUCGAAAAUUUCAUACCGAAUCCCGGCGAUACGGGCAUCGUUAAAUUAGACAUGAACGGGCAGUUGGUGCCCGUCGAUAAUCAGCAUUUCUCUUCGGAGAUGGGCAAACCGAACGUGAUCCAGUUGACGCUGCCUAACGGUGAGCAGAAUUGGACAGCGGACAAAAUUAAGCAGAUUUUAGGCAAUCAGGCUAACCCGAAUGUGGAAAUUAUAUUUAGGAAUAAUGACGGAAAUUUUGUUACAGUGACUGACGAUGUGUUACAGAACUUGCAGAAAGACGGUUUGCAAUAUCAAGUUAUAGACGAAGAAGGGAGGUUGGGAGAGGUACAAGAAUUGCAAUUUUCCAAUAGAGAACAACAGGAAAAGUGCUCAAAACCGAGCAUAGAAGAGCCAGUGCAUUUCUUCAAUCAGUCGAAACUUGGGGAACUGCAGUCGAUUAACGAUCUGCCUCACACAAUUAUUUUGCCAUUGAUGUCUAACGAGAACGAACUCAUGCGGGACGUGAAGCCCGCACAAGAUUUUGAGGUAGCGCAUUUCUUUCAAAAUCCCAAAAUCGAAGCCGAAGACGAUUGCAUCAAUAUAACUGAAAAUAUGUUGCUGGAACACAAUAAAUUCUCGCCGGAUAUUUUCUUUGCGGAAACUAGCGAUACCAGCUGUAAUAGGGAUAUCAAGAGAGAUUUGAAUUGUUAGACAAAUUAAAUGUUUAUUGUUAAGUUGUAUUGUUUGUUCCGAAAUGGAUGCAAGAGUAAGUGUAAUUGCAAAAAAAUUGAGUUGAACAUUCUUGGCAUUCUUCAUCAUUUUCUUCGGUCUGAAUGAAAUUGGUCAUGUGUUUAUGUUUUGUAGAAUUUUGUAUUGAUUGUAUAACAUUCAACUUAAGGUAAAUGAUUUUAAUUCACUCUAGAAGCUUUCAUCAAUAUUUUGUGUGUACCUCGUAAACCUCGUAGAGAAGUUUUUUAGCAAUCAUUCAAUUUUUGUUAACUGAUGAUUUGAAAUUAUUGGUUUAAGAAUAAGACUAUGCUCAAACAUUUUGGAUUGUAAUAAUUGUUACGCAGGAUAAAAUAAUUUGUUAUUAAUAUAUGGAAUUUAGAAAUAAUGUUUGAUUUUCAUUUUGUAAUUGAGGUUCGUAUUUAUUUGAGAAUAUACAUUUCUUUGCCUUUAUACAAAUGAUUGUUUUCUAGAAUUUAGUCAUACAGCUAAUUUCUUGUAGGCUUUUAAAAUGGGUAAAGUUGAUCUUAUGGGUGUGUAAGUUGCAGAAUCUGAAGUGCAUUUUCACAUUCUCUCUAAAUUACUUUUAAAAUUACAGUAUGUAAUUAGUUCAAAAAUAUGUGUUUUAUAUACCUAUAAAAAAUUAGCUGCGUAUUUAUAAUUUACAAUUUGAUAUAUUCUAGAGAUCGUAUAUCAAUAUAAAACAGAUAUACACAAAAUAGCACUUUAUUGUUCACAAUAAUAUCGAAAUAAUUUUUACAAAUAUCACUGUUGCAGAACUUUUACUUUUAAAUUCUUACAGUCUGGUUAGCGAUGAUUGUUAAUAAAAAUUCUGCAACUAUAAGUACUUUUUCGGAACUCAAAUAUUGACACUUCCACUUUUAUUGUACAAAAUACAUUCAUGAUAUAUCUAUUACAUUUGGCACAACAUCAUUUAAAAGUAUAACACACGAGUUUACAAAAAAAAUUGAAUGGGUUUUGUUCGUUAAUACGAAAAUUAAUUUUUACAAGUACAUUAUAUAAAAGUUAUUAAUUUAAUCAGGACAAUCAACAAUUAAUGUGAUUAAUGAAGUAAAUAAACCCGAUAAACGUUUUUCUAAAAGAUGAAAAAUCUCGAGAAAAACGUUUAUUACAAAUAAAGCGAACCCACUCCCCUUAAAAAAUUAACGUUCAAUUAAAAAAUAUAAAGAGAGCAUUUCAGAGAAUGCGGAAUAAUUUUCCACAGCCUUUAAAAAGGGAUAUUAAAAUAUGAGGAGCCUGCGAAUUUGUCAGUCAUCUGAAAACAGGAAUUCGCUUUCAGAUAACAGUACUUCAAGAUCAGAUUGGACGGUAUGGAUAUUGGAAUCAAUGUUGGAAUUAACAGCGUUAUCGGCGGUUUCCACCGCCGCAGCGCCGGUUUCCUUCGGAGCCGAUACGGUAGGAGGCUUCUCGGUUUCUUUCACUGUACGCACCAGCACGCCUGAUCUCGGAGCUUUGUCCAGUUUUCGAACGGCGUCCGGAACGCGCUCGAUUAUCACACUAGUCUUCUCGGGUUUCCUUAAUUUAACACUAAAUUUAAACGGAGGUUUGUACACCACUUGCAAACGAACUUUCUCUUUCUCGUUCGGAAUGUUCCCCACGCUGCGCGACUUGCUCUUGUCCGUCCGAGGUCUGAUCGUCGGGCGCUUGUGCGGGCUCCUUCUGGUCUUAUCAGUAAGUCCCACUGGCGUGGAUUUGGAUUUUGGCAAGGCGUACUGCGACUUGAGCAGCCAGUUUUGGACCUUUCCCACGGGAUCCGAUUCGGGCGUUAGAGGCGUGAUGAUCACGUCGGAUCCGGCCAGUCCCUUCUUACCGUCCAAAUCGGCUUGAAUACUGCUGUAGUCGAUUAUCUCGUUUUUCUUCUUCUUUUUGGCCGGUUUGGUCUGCGAAGGCUUCUUCACCUUGUUGCUUGGCACAUCGAAGAUUUUCGCGUCGACGGGCUUGGCCUUCACCUCUUCGGCGCCCACCGCCGCCGAUACGCGCUUCUUCUUCUUCGGCGAUAUUUUCACCUUGUUCGGGCUGUUGAGGUUGUUGUUGAUGGAUUCGAUUUUGCUCUUUCGCUUCCGCUUCGUCUUGCCGUCUCUGACUUUCCUUUUCAGGGGCAAUUUCGAGCGCACGCCCGGGUGGAUGGUCACCCCUUCGCCGUCGGGUGGCAAACGGACGGCUUCCGUUGAAGAUUUGUGGAUGACUGUCACCGAUUUCAAUUUGAAAUUCGGCUUUUUGCUCAGAUAUUUCGUGCUCACCACCUAAAUCAUACAUUUAAUUAAUCAUUUAGAAACCGAAUAAUUCUGUACAAAGAGAUUUCAUAUACAUAGUCCCCUUUUGGAACUUAUAUUUUGCAUCAAUUCAACUCUACUUUCUAGCGUAAGUUUCCAACUUUAUACAGGUGAUAACUUACUCUCGUUUCAGUCACAAAGUAUUAUCAAUAUUUUUAUCUGGUAAUAAAACAAAUCUUAUUAAUACUAUUACUCUUACAGAAAUAGUGUAGGCACAUAAAGACUUACCAAUAACGAAACUAUUGCAACUAUUAUAGCUGCUACCGCGUACCAGUAAUCUAUUAUCCAUUUUUUAAAACUGGCGAUGCUUUCCUCGGAAAGAAGGAGCUUCCGGAGCGUUGCCAAUGGUCCAGAGGGAUCUACUUCUCGGCACAUUUGGAAAACGUCGCAAUAACCUUUGAAUUAAAACAAGAUUAAUACAGUGCCAUUUACAAAAUAUGGAGUAGAUACCGAUGUAAUUGUUGCAAGGAGUUCCAGGUUUAGAGUACAUAUCUGGUAUGUCAUAGGGCAUAUCGUUCCAUUGGAAUGACGAGAGACAAGGUUGAUUAUCACCGGGGAGUUUACAGCACAACUCGCAGGCUUUCGUUUUCGGAUCCGUCUUUAACGGAAUGCAUUGACACGACUCCAAACCAUAAGCGAGGCAAAUUGAUCCGGUGCACU